Messenger RNA from Trichomonas vaginalis G3, 194 nucleotides. RefSeq names its product MazG nucleotide pyrophosphohydrolase domain-containing protein. The annotation marks the transcript as partial. Lineage: Eukaryota; Parabasalia; Trichomonadida; Trichomonadidae. The record is from RefSeq and is a predicted model, not a curated record. The transcript has a single exon.
GGACAGGCAAGGUUCUUACCCCAGUCCUCAACAACUUGGGACACUUGAACCUUAACCUUCGGAAUCGCGGUUCAAUCUCCAUGGGCAAGCUUGUCGCAAUUCAAUGGGUUCCAAAUCCAGGCAAGAAGACGAAGGUCAGACACAUUGACGGUGACAAGCUCAACAACCGUAAGGAGAACCUCGAGUGGUUCUAA